GAAAGCCGAGGGCGCAGCACCAGCUGAAGAGGCAAAAGCAGAAGGUGCAGCCGAGGAAGCUGCUCCCAAGGCUGGCAAAGGCCCCAAAGGUCCUAAGGGCCCUGCCAAGGGCCCUGGGAAGGGUCCGCCAGCACCCGGCGGGGGCAAAGGCCCGGCAGCGCCAGCUGGCAAAGGCCCAGGAGGGCCUCCUGGAGCUAAAGGGGGGGCAAAAGGAGGAAAGGGCGGCAAGCCCGGCAAGGGUGUAUCGCUCGAGACGAAGCCUGCUGUAAAGCCCUCGCAGCAGAUGAAGCCUCUGUGGUGGAACAAAAUGCUCUUCGGGGCGCAGCUGCAAAAGGGCGAGACCAUCUGGGAUGAGGUGAAGGAUGACAUGGACAAGCUCCCAAUCGGAGAGCUCACCUUACGAUUUAGCAAAGCAGCCAUCGCACAGAAGGAGAAGCCAAAGAAGGAGGAAGGCCUAUUGGACAUUUUCAGUCACAAGAAGAUGGCACAACAGGGUGAGAAGAAGAAAGAGGAGGUCACUUUGAUCCGAAUCAUCACUGACCCUCAGAUCGUGGUCGGCAAGGAGGCAUCGCUUCGAAAGUUGCCAGAGCCCAGCGAGGUUGCGAAAGCACUGGACGAACUCAAUGACAAAAUCCUGGAUCUGGAAAUGUUGCAGGUGGUCAAGGACAACGCUUGCCCGAAUCCUGCGCAGCUCAAGGAGCUGGGUGAAGCUCGCCAGAAGAAUCCCAAUGUGCCGCUGGCCCUUCCGGAGAGCUUUAUGUGGGUCAUUGGGAACAUGCCUGCAUACCAGCAACGCAUCGACGUGUGGAGCUUUGCGCAGUCCUACAAGGAGCAGCAUGCCUCUUACGAUGUGGCGCUCCGAGACUUCUUGUCGCUGGCCUUUUUUGGAGCUUGA
This is a messenger RNA of Symbiodinium pilosum, 895 nucleotides long. The record is from the annotation of a GenBank genome assembly. Lineage: Eukaryota; Dinophyceae; Suessiales; Symbiodiniaceae.